Molecule: messenger RNA, 1598 nt
Organism: Orbicella faveolata
Lineage: Eukaryota; Metazoa; Cnidaria; Anthozoa; Scleractinia; Merulinidae
Product: 26S proteasome regulatory subunit 7
Molecular function (GO): ATP binding; ATP hydrolysis activity
Source: RefSeq, a predicted model, not a curated record
UUCUGCCAUAUUUGAAAUUCGGAGGAGAAUAAUAUUGUUUGUCCAAAAUGCCGGAUUAUUUAGGUAAAGAUCAAAGAAAAACUAAAGAUGAUGACUCCAAAGACGAUAAACCAAUUCAAGUUCUCGAUGAAGGGGAUAUAGAAAUUCUAAAGACAUAUGGUGCUGGUUUAUAUAGCAGGUCUAUAAAAAAGGUGGAAGAUGAUAUCCAAGGAGCAUUAAAGAAAGUCAAUGAAUUAACAGGUAUUAAAGAAUCAGACACAGGGCUAGCUCCUCCUGCUCUGUGGGAUUUGGCAGCAGAUAAACAAACUCUUCAGGGAGAACAGCCACUGCAGGUUGCAAGAUGUACAAAGAUAAUCAAUGCCGACACAGAUGAUGCAAAGUAUGUGAUAAAUGUCAAGCAGUUUGCCAAGUUUGUGGUGGAUCUUGGUGAUCAAGUGGCUCCCACGGAUAUUGAAGAAGGAAUGAGAGUUGGGGUUGACAGAAACAAGUACCAAAUUCACAUUCCACUCCCACCAAAAAUUGAUCCCACAGUUACCAUGAUGCAGGUUGAGGAGAAGCCUGACGUCACUUACUCAGAUGUAGGAGGCUGCAAGGAACAGAUUGAAAAGCUGAGAGAAGUUGUAGAAACUCCACUUUUACAUCCUGAGCGGUUUGUUAAUCUAGGUAUAGAGCCUCCCAAGGGAGUUCUUCUAUUUGGUCCACCGGGAACAGGAAAAACUCUUUGUGCCAGAGCUGUGGCUAACAGGACUGAUGCUUGUUUUAUUCGAGUCAUUGGAUCAGAGCUGGUUCAGAAAUAUGUUGGAGAGGGUGCAAGAAUGGUUCGUGAAUUGUUUGAAAUGGCAAGAACAAAGAAAGCUUGCAUUAUUUUCUUUGAUGAAAUUGAUGCCAUCGGAGGUACUCGUUUUGAUGAUGGUGCUGGUGGUGAUAACGAGGUACAGCGGACAAUGUUGGAGCUUAUUAAUCAGCUGGAUGGAUUUGAUCCCAGAGGAAACAUCAAGGUUCUGAUGGCAACAAAUCGACCAGAUACUCUUGAUCCAGCUCUGACAAGGCCAGGAAGGUUGGACAGAAAAAUUGAGUUUAGUCUCCCAGAUCUAGAGGGCAGAGCUCAUAUAUUUAAAAUCCACGCUAGAUCUAUGAGCGUAGAGCGUGAUAUUCGGUACGAAUUACUGGCAAGGCUGUGUCCUAACACCACAGGUGCCGAAAUUCGCAGUGUUUGUACAGAGGCUGGCAUGUUUGCCAUUCGAUCAAGAAGAAAAGUUGCUACAGAAAAGGACUUCCUUGAGGCAGUAAAUAAAGUAAUCAAGGCCUAUGCAAAGUUUAGCGCCACACCACGUUACAUGACCUACAACUGAGGACAAAACCUACCAAAAGACAAAAAUAAUAGAAGUUCUCCCUGAGAAGCCACCAUGAAGAUGCCAACUGGGUGCUGUGUCCAUCAAGUUGAGCAUUAAAACGGGUUUUGGAAAUAACCCAUUCAAGUGCCUUGUCAAAGUUUUUGUUUUCAUAGCAAUAGGAUUUGAAGUCGAAAAUAGAGAAUGUUUAUGUUAUAAGUAAUGUAUACCUUUUGUACAAAAUUAAAGUGUUUGGAAAUAACAAAA